AUGGAUCAAGAUGACUCUCGAGGCCUGCUGAAAAGCAUUCUGGGAUUCUUCGGUCGAAAAGCACCGGACAGGUCGGCGCACCCUGCGUCUGUGAGAUCACAAGCGCUCGAUGCCUGGGUACGGACGGAUGCAUAUCUGCAGCAUGAGACGGGUGAUUUCGAUGGACUUGAUGAGGACCAGAUCGCGAGAACGUUAAGUGCGUUCGAGAAUCUUGUUCGCUGUGAUUCGGAUGGUGGAGUAGCUUCCAACUUGCACACCAGUCCACCGUACCCGAAGCUGGAGGUGGUCCGCGGCAUGGUCCAGCGUUCGAAACUUGAUGUGCAACCCCAACUAGGCACCACCAUCCGAAUUAGUAAACGAAAACGAGACACCGACGCAGCGAUUGAGGAGCUCUCCAACUUGGACAGAGAGGCAAAGAAGCACCGAAUCUUACAGCGCGAAGAGCCAAGUGAGGGCGACAACACCGAUGACUCCGAGGCUCACUUUGCCAUGCUGAUGAGGAGACACAUCAUGUCGCUUGACAUUGCAUUACGGGCACAUUGGGUAUGCGUGUGUCAAAAGUGCUCGGGCUUGAGUGUGAGACUAUCGAUGCCUCAACGGAAGAAAGGCUCUGAGAUUGAGACAUGCUUCGAGGUCUUCUUUGGCGUACGAUCUCUGCUUGCAACUACAUUACAAGAAGCCAAGAUAACAGUCAAGGACGUACAGAACUACAGGUCCAGGAGUGCAUCUGAGCCCAGUAUCUCACCCGACUUUGCUCAUAUUUGCCAGAGCAUCGCCGAGUCAUUGGACCAACAACAUUGCUUGCAUCUUGCCCUCGAAGAUGGACUUUUCAGACGGCUUCGUCCACAACCAAAGACUUUUGGAGAUGUUCAGACGCUUCAGACACUGUCUCUGUCAGCCCUGUUUACGCGCCAACAGGAACUACGUGGUGGUUCAUCGGCAUUGCCACUCAAAGGGAGGCGCAUUCUAGCAGUCACGCUUGCCACAGCCUUACUGCCGUUUUUAGAGACGCCGUGGAUACGGCCUUCCUUCAAUCACUCGAAGAUACAAUUCCCGCAGCCAUUGCAUGAUGAAGAGUUGCCGGACAUCACGAAACCUUUUCUCUCCAUGGAGCAUAUACCAACCCUUCCGAGCGGCAAAGUGAGCACUGGAAAUGGCCAGACUGACCCGGUCAGUUCCAAACAUAUGGUUCAUCCCAAUGCGAGUGUGCUGUCGCUGGGUAUACUGCUAUGCGAACUUCACUACUGCACACCUAUGGAGCUAAUGCAGAGCAACACGGAUACCGUAAGAAAUAUCAACACCGACUACUACACCAGCCUCGAUAUCCUCAAGAACCUUGAAGUAGACGCGGGCUUAGACUACUACCUCGCCACAAAAGCAUGCCUGCAGUGGGAAUACUAUCCCACUGGAGAGCUUGCUGACUUUGAGUCUGCUAGUGUUCAGCGGCUCUUCUACCAGAACGUCGUUAAAAGACUUGAGGCCGAGAUCUUCAAGUCGUGGCGUCUUCGGUCUGAAGAUCUAGGUUCUCUAGACGCUCGAGAGAAUGAACUCUGUUGGGGUGCAGUCGGCAGAGAAGUUGUUCGCCGACAUACAAGCAAGCCCAACAUCUCUGCAAGACCCAGUGGAGAAAGGGCUACUUCGAUGCCUACUACCUCGGCCCUGAAAUCUCCAAGCUACACAUCGAACAGGCCGGAUAUCGGGUUGAGAAUGCCCAACCACCUCUCACAGACACUUCGAAGUCGUCUAGACCUCGCAACAGAAUCUAUGCAUAGCCGGUUUUUCUUUGAUGCGAGCCGUCAGAUCUCCGCUGGAAAAGAUUCUGAGUUGUCCCAAAGCUGGAUGGAAAGUCUUCUCUCCUCGAUCGAUCGCCACGUCGACUCCUUCGACAUUGCUAAAGCCGGCUCGAAUAACUUUAAACCAGUACGAAUAGCGAUCCUUGACUCUGGAUUUGAUCGUGAGAACCCGUUAUUAAUGAGCGACAACGGACAACUUGAUCCGCGGAUAAAGGAUGCCCGGAGCUUCGUGCAUCAAACAGGGCCUUUCGACUUCCAAGAUGAGAUAGGGCAUGGAACUCAUGCUCUUGGUCUCCUGCUGAAAGUCGCUACAUGCGCUGAGAUCUUCAUUGCCAAAAUUGCGAGCCAGGACACUAUGGGAUCCGAUAGUUACGAUGACAUUUCGAAGGCCAUCAAUCAUGCAGUCGAGCAGUGGAAUGUAGACAUCAUUUCCAUGUCGUUCGGAAUUCGUGAAUACAGCGAGCCAAUAAAAGAAGCCAUAUCAAAUGCAUUGCACAGAAAUACGCUGAUGUUUGCCGCGGCGUCGAACGAUGGCGGAAACUCUGGCCGUGCCUUUCCGGCCAAAUAUCCAGGCGUCUUUUGCAUACAUUCAACCGACAGCAACGGCAAUCCAUCCGCUUUCAAUCCCACAGCAGACGAUAAAGAUGUCAAUUUUGGUCUUCUUGGCGAGUCUGUCCGUUCUCACUGGCCGGCAGGCAAGAGCAACCAUUUUGAGCACGUCAAUACCAUGUCAGGAACAUCAGUAGCAACGCCGAUKGCUGCCGGGCUUGCUGCUUCGGUCUUGUCCCUCGUUCGGCAGCAGGAACGGGACAUGAUUGCUGUUGAAAGUGGGCUACUUGGCCCGUGGCUGAAAGACGCUCAUUCGAUGGAUCUCCUCUUGAAGAGCAUGGUUCAGAGCAGGCAAGGCUAUGAUUAUAUCAUGCCUCACUUACUAUUUGACAAGGGCUCGACGAGGGAGUAUAUCUACAGCCGAAUCGGGGAAAUCAAGAGACACAUGUACGACUAG
Messenger RNA from Ramularia collo-cygni, 2799 nucleotides. RefSeq lists its product as uncharacterized. Gene Ontology annotation, biological process: proteolysis. Bases 1 to 2799 code for a protein of 932 amino acids. The transcript is spliced from 5 exons. Lineage: Eukaryota; Fungi; Ascomycota; Dothideomycetes; Mycosphaerellales; Mycosphaerellaceae. The record is from RefSeq and is a predicted model, not a curated record. Gene Ontology annotation, molecular function: serine-type endopeptidase activity.